This is a messenger RNA of Clarias gariepinus (North African catfish), 3959 nucleotides long. It is a transcript of the gene ptpn11a, whose product is annotated as protein tyrosine phosphatase non-receptor type 11a. Bases 150 to 1934 code for a protein of 594 amino acids. The transcript is spliced from 17 exons. NCBI's taxonomy places the organism in Eukaryota, Metazoa, Chordata, Actinopteri, Siluriformes, Clariidae. Gene Ontology annotation, molecular function: protein tyrosine phosphatase activity. The record is from RefSeq and is a predicted model, not a curated record. Gene Ontology annotation, biological process: protein dephosphorylation.
AAAGGACUCCGAUGCUGAGGCCUAGCUACUGAGUUUUGUUUCUCCGACUGGAAAAGCAGCGGGGUUUUCGGCGCAGUCGCUUGCUUUGGCUUUGAAAGUAAGUAAAAUCUGAGGCGAGGAUCCGGAGUGAGGAGUCCGGGCUUGUGAAGAUGACAUCUCGGAGGUGGUUUCACCCCAACAUCACCGGCGUGGAGGCUGAGAACCUUUUGCUGACACGUGGCGUGGACGGAAGCUUUCUGGCCCGACCGAGCAAGAGCAAUCCGGGAGAUUUCACCCUCUCUGUCAGGCGAAAUGGAGCAGUCACCCACAUUAAGAUCCAGAACACGGGCGACUACUAUGACCUGUACGGAGGAGAGAAAUUCGCCACGUUGGCUGAGCUGGUGCAGUUUUACAUGGAGCACCACGGGCAGCUAAAGGAGAAGAAUGGUGAUGUGAUCGAGCUGAAGUACCCACUCAACUGCGCUGACCCGACAUCAGAGAGGUGGUUUCAUGGUCACCUCUCAGGCCGUGAAGCCGAGAAAUUGCUGACGGAGAAAGGCAAGAACGGCAGCUUCCUGGUCCGAGAGAGCCAGAGUCAUCCUGGGGAUUUUGUACUCUCCGUACGGACCGGAGACGACAAAACAGACAGCACCGACAGCAAACCCAAAGUCACUCACGUCAUGAUUCGCUGCCAGCAUGACAUGAAGUAUGACGUUGGUGGAGGGGAGAAGUUUGACUCCCUAACAGAUCUAGUGGAACACUACAAGAAAAACCCCAUGGUGGAAACAUUGGGCACUGUGCUUCAGCUCAAACAGCCUCUCAACACGACACGCAUUAAUGCAGCUGAGAUCGAAAGUAGAGUACGCGAGCUCAGCAAGCCGGCCGAGGCCACGGAUAAGGUCAAACAGGGCUUCUGGGAAGAGUUCGAGACGCUUCAACAGCAGGAGUGCAAGCUGCUGUACAGUCGCAAAGAGGGCCAGCGCGCUGAGAACAAGAACAAGAACAGAUACAAAAACAUCCUGCCCUUCGACCACACGCGAGUAGUCCUCAACGACGGAGACACAAACGAGCCGGGCUCCGAUUACAUCAACGCUAACAUCAUCAUGCCGGAGUUAGAGUCAAAGAGCAACAACGCCAGAUUAAAGAAAAGCUACAUCGCUACGCAGGGCUGCCUGCAGAACACAAUAAGCGACUUCUGGAGGAUGGUGUUUCAGGAAAACUCGCGUGUUAUUGUUAUGACGACUAAAGAAGUCGAGAGGAGCAAGAGUAAGUGUGUGAAGUACUGGCCGGACGUGUCGGCGCUAAAGGAAUACGGUGCCAUGCGUGUGCGCAACGUCAAGGAGACUUCAGCGCACGAUUACAUCCUGCGAGAGCUGAAGCUUUCUAAAGUCGGACAGGGAAACACGGAGCGCACUGUAUGGCAGUACCAUUUCCGUGCCUGGCCCGAUCACGGCGUCCCCAGCGAUCCCGGGGGUGUGCUGGACUUCCUGGAGGAGGUCAAACUGAAGCAAGAGGGCAUUCUGGAGGCCGGCCCUAUCGUCGUGCACUGCAGUGCUGGGAUUGGACGAACCGGGACCUUUAUUGUAAUUGACAUCUUAAUAGACAUCAUCAGAGAAAAAGGAGUGGACUGCGAUAUCGAUGUGCCCAAGACGAUCCAGAUGGUGCGCUCACAGCGCUCAGGAAUGGUGCAGACCGAGGCCCAGUACCGCUUCAUCUACAUGGCAGUUCAGCAUUACAUAGAGACACUGCAGCGCCGCAUAGAGGAGGAGCAGAAAAGUAAAAUAAAAGGACGAGAGUACACCAAUAUUAAGUACUCGCUGACGGAUCUGAGUGCAGGGGACCAGAGCCCACUUCCUCCCUGCACCCCUACGCCAACCUGUGCCGAUAUGCGGGAGGACAGUUCCAGAGUAUAUGAAAAUGUGGGUCUGAUGCAGCAGCAGAAGAGUCACAGAUGAGGCUCUGACUACAGCACUGUCCAACUCGCAGCACCCGUUUUUUUCCUUAUCGCCAGCCGCACCCGAAUGCCUGAAAUGUGAUCACCGCUACACGGAAAGACGAAAAUAAAAUGUAUGAAAAACGAAUUAAAAAAAAGGAGAAGAAGAAAGCAAAAGGAGACCAGUCUGUGAGGGAGAGAUGUGGAUGGAGUAAGUCCUUCCUGCAAAGCAGCCUUUUCCCCUCCCCCAUGCUAAGAAACCACUGUGAACAUCAUGAAGCCUUACUCGUGACGAUGGAGACGAGAGCGGGAGAGAGAGAGAGGGAGAGAACCCCUGCGUAAACGAACUGAUUCGCUGUGGAGUUCUCCGCAAUCCUUCCAGGCUGCAAUUAGCAAAGUGUAGAAAAGAGCUUUUGCUGUCGUGUCCUUGUUUUUUUUUUUUUUUCUUUUUUUUUGCUUAUUUGUUUCUAUUACCAAAGCAAGAUUAUAUUAGAAUUAUUCAGAGAACUAUGGUAUUCUGUAAGGAUGUAAAGAGGAAUGUGGUUUGACACACAGCCUCGACUAGAUUGUUUAUUCUCGUUGAGAUUUAAGCACGGGGUAAAGGAUUGAAAGGGAAAUUCUUUCUCAGAGCCCUAACUGGUCACAUGCUUAUCCCCCUCACUCCCCAAUCAAAGGUAUAGCGGUGUCCCACUUCAAUUCAUCCUAUUUAAAGCAUAGUGCUUGCUUGCUUUUAAGGGGGAAAAGAGGUAAAGCUUACUCUUUUGGGAGACUCGAUCCAAAUCUCAUUGGUCCCAUGAAUCAUGGAUUUCUAGGAUCAGAUAUUUUUAAAUAGCACCAUCCUGGUUGUAUCAGCGUUACUGAAUUGUUUGUAUACUUUUUUUUUUCCUUCAAUGUAUUUUGUUCCUUUCUUUAUAAAAAAAAAAAAGGUGCCUUUUUUGUUUGCGUUUUUUUAUGUCCUGUUAUGUACGUACGUAUGUCUGAGCACCAUAAGAAAUUAAUUCCUGAGUCCUUGCUUACGUAUUUCUGUUUCUGUUCUAGCAGACCGUCUUUACUGCUACCGUCUUGACUUCUUUGUCUAGACCAAACUCUUUUCCUCUGUGAUUUAAGACGUCCUCAACAAUAUUUCUUGUUUCUCUUGGUUAUUUAAUGUAUUAUUCCACACAAAGCGUUUACUUUAUGCUUCUGCCUCAUCAUUUCAUAAUUUUGAUGUGACUUAAACACCCCCUUAAACACUUGUGUAUUUCUCUUCAGACACUUAUGAAUGUGAUUCUGCCAUUCGAGUUAUAUUCACAUUUACAAUACUAAUCUUUUCUAUUAAUACCUUUAUAUGGCCUUAUAGGAAGCUGAGUGUUCGAUUCUGUUUUCUCACAGUUGAGGAUAUUCAGGGCUCUUAAUCAGUAAACUGUACUGCGUCCAUUUAUUGUACUGUAGCGCGUGCGCACGCGUGCACGUGUCCUACUUUGUGUCCGCUUAUGGUGUCGUAUGUAGGUGUGAUAGGAUCAUGUGUUUUCUGAGAAACUGCUGACAAGCUUUCAGCUCCUUGAUGCCUAAUUUUUUAACUAUUAUUUUUAAAAAUUAAAAAAGGUAUAAAAAAAAUUGGGCCCAUGCACACUUUUGUGGUCUUUCAUUAAGUUUCAUCCGUGCACUUACUAAUGUCUUUGAGUAUACAUACAUACACACACACACACACGUUUUUGAGUCACCAUGUAGUUUCAGAACUUUUUAGAUUUACCAACAUAAAAAGUCUGACUCCUAGCCCUAGAACGUGCUAAUGUGAAUUUUUGUCACCCUAAUGGGAAAUGACUUCAAUGCAAACAAACUAUAUUUUUGAACUUGUAUAUUGUACAUGAAUCUUGUAGAGGAGAAUGUACUUAUGGAACAUAUCUAAAUGCCAAUAAACUAUACUGUAUGUUUAACCCAGCAACUUUUCUCAUGGCAAAAUAUGAGCCCUGCCGAAGCUAAUAGAGGUUAUUGUGUUGUCCGGCUAUCAAUGCAAUUAACCGUUUAUCAAUUUGUCUAUAACAAUAAACAACAAGCUCAUAUCUUG